This is a messenger RNA of Salvelinus namaycush (lake trout), 4356 nucleotides long. Its product is annotated as zinc finger protein 271-like. The record is from RefSeq and is a predicted model, not a curated record. Gene Ontology annotation, biological process: regulation of transcription by RNA polymerase II. Gene Ontology annotation, cellular component: nucleus. The coding region runs from base 164 to 2773 and encodes 869 amino acids. The transcript has 3 exons. NCBI's taxonomy places the organism in Eukaryota, Metazoa, Chordata, Actinopteri, Salmoniformes, Salmonidae. Gene Ontology annotation, molecular function: RNA polymerase II transcription regulatory region sequence-specific DNA binding; DNA-binding transcription factor activity, RNA polymerase II-specific.
CAGAAUGCGACGUCAUCGAUCUGCUGCCAGUAGAAUUGUGGUCAAAGUGUAAACAUCAGAAGGAAAAUCACAGACUAUAUGAUCAGAGUUAUUAAAAGCAGCCAGGUACUCUAAAGUCCUGCCAUUGACUGCAUUGUCGUUGUUGCCACACGAGCAGGACAAUAUGAAUCCGCUCAGUUCAGAGAAGGAAACGUUGAUUGAUGAAAUUGAACAGAGUUUAUUCACUUUAACUGUGGACAAUUUACGUUACCUGUGUGAACGUCAUGGCAACGAUGGAUUGGAAAUUAAAGGGAUGAAUCAUCGCUUAUUAAGACGUAAAGUCAUGGAGGAAAUGUGGGACAAUACGGAGUCAAUGAAAUCAGAGGAGCAGGGAAUGUCUUGGUUACUCCGACUUAAAGAGGACAUCAGAAGGAUGCUGGAGGAUGCUAGUGAUGAGGAAAUUAGUCCCAGCAAGUCCGAUGAUGAUGAUGCUGUAGACUAUGAAGAAGAAUGCGAUAAAGAGGACAGCGAUUGGUUGCCUAGCAAUGGACUGAAGGCGGAACACUUGAGUUCCAGCCAAUCCGAUGAUGGCGCUGCAGACUGCGACAAAGACUGGGACGUGGAGGAAAACGAUUGGUUGGCUAGCGAUGGGCUGGAGGCAGAGUCAGAUCCGGAGAGGCACACUCCAGAGCAGAGAGACAAGCCUCGCCCGCAACCCUCCCCUUUGUCAGAGUGCCCAGGUCGUGCCUAUCCCAGUAGUACCUUACUGCAGGGUCAGAAGAGGGUGUCCGUGCGGCUAGUCGACUGCAGGAAAACACAGGGGCAGAGUGGCCAUAUAAUACACAAGACAUCACAGACAGGAGAGAAACCCCACAGCUCGUCUAAUGCUGAACAACACAAAACCCUCUCAGGAGACAGUUCUAGCUCCCAUAUCUGUGAUCAUUGUGGGAAGAAUUUUACCACAGCAAGAAGUCUACAACUACACAUACAGAACCUGAAGAGAUUCAGUGAUACCGUCACUGCAGAGAAACCACACGUGUGCUCUGAAUGCGGAAAGGGAUUCUCUCAGGCCUACAGUCUUAAGAUACAUUGGAGAACUCAUACUGGGGAGAAACCGUAUGUUUGUUGUCAGUGUGGGAAGGGUUUCACUGAAUCUGGAACCUUAAAGAGACACAUCAGAACUCACACAGGUCAGAAACCUUUCCACUGCCCGCGUUGUGGGAAGGACUUUAUUGAAUCUGGAGGUUUGAAGAAACACAUCAAAAGAGCUCAUCCAGGAGAGGAGGUCGUUGUCCCUCAGAAGAGCGUCCAUACAGGAGAGAAACCUUCCCAUUUCUCCUCUGACGACUGUGGGAUGAGCUUUGCUACCUCACGCGAACAAAGACUACAACGGAGAAAACACACAAGAGAGAAGCUUCGCAGCACGCCUGAUGCUAAGCAACGUAAGGAACCCCUCUCAGGAGAUGGCUCCCAUAUCUGUGAUCAUUGUGGGAAGAGUUUUAUCACAGCAAGAAGUCUAAAACUACACCUACAGUACCUGAAGAGAUACAGAGAUAACUUGACUGGAGAGAAACCACACGUGUGUUCUACAUGCGGAAAGGGAUUCAGUGAGGCUGGCAGUCUUAAGAGACACCUGAGAACUCAUACUGGGGAGAAACCGUAUGUUUGCCAUCAUUGUGGGAAGGACUACAAUGAUUCUGGAAACUUACAGAAACACAUCAGAACUCACACAGGUGAGAAACCUUACCACUGCUUGGAUUGUGGGAAGAAUUUCCGUGUAAAAAUAAGCCUGAAACAUCACCAGGAAAUUGUUCACACAGAACACCCUCACCGUUGUGGUCAAUGUAAGAAGAGCUUCAUAACUGCAGAAAGACUGGAAUCACACAUUAAGACACGACACCCGCCAAGUGAUCCUCUGAAGAACCCACAUGUGUGCUCUGAAUGUGGAAGGGGAUUCAGAUAUGCCGACAAUCUUAAAAUACACCUGAGAAUCCAUACUGGGGAGAAACCGUACGUCUGCCCUCGUUGCGGUAAGGAUUUUACUCAAUCUGGACUCUUACAGAGACACAUGAGAACUCACACGGGAGAGAAACCCUAUCACUGCUCAGUGUGCGGGAUGAAGUUUCGUCAUACAAUCUCGCUAAAGCAGCACCACCUGAAGAACCACAAGGGGGAGACACUGGGUCCCGUCCGUAUGCAUCAAGGCCCUCUUCCAUGCCCCCACUGUGGGGAGAAGUUCUCUACCAAGGCUCUUCUAAAGGAUCACCUGCAGAAGACCCACAACAGCAGAGUCCACUGCCCACAAUGCGACAAGACUUUCUCCACUAAACGUAAUUUACUAGUCCACCAGAGGAAACACACUGGAGAGAGGCCUUACCUUUGCCCUCAGUGUGGGAAGAGUUUCUCCCUGACAGGGAGUUUAAAACUUCAUCUCCGGAUUCAUGCUGGUGAGAAGCCUUACCGCUGUACUUACUGUGACAAGAGCUUCACAAGUAAGAGCCACUGCACUCUUCACCUGCGAAUCCACACUGGAGAGAAGCCGUACCAAUGCCCUGACUGCGGGAGGAGGUUUCGUGAUGGGAAUGUCUUGAAAAACCACCGGCGGACCCACACAGGAGAGAAACCGUUCCAGUGCCGCAUGUGUGAUAAAGCCUUUGCUCAGUUGAGCAGUCUGAAGAAACAUCAGGAGACACACAGGCAAACUCCGCCUGUCUCUGUCCCAAGACUCCCUAAUCCCUACCUACCACACAAUCAGCAUGUCCCUUAUCCCUACCCACAUCAGACUCCAUUGUAAACUGGUUUACACCUGUCCAAUCCCUUAUAGAUGUGUUUACUACUUCAAGGAGACAAGAUGUGAAGGAUGUGUUUUUUUAAAGGGGGGUAUAUUUGAUGUUGUAAUUGUUUUUAAUGGAGACAGGUUAGAAGUAGAGGGGGAGACAGAUGAGCAGGGAAGACAGUGAAGAGUAGAUGCAGGGAUUGAACUUUGGUCUCCAGUGGGGAGGCUGAGGCAUACAUAGAGCAUCCAGCUGUGUUACCACAAGACUACAGGCUAGGUACUACAGCUGGGACAUUAAUAAACCCAAAACGAUCUACAGCGAACAUACCAAUCACUUAUUGCAGGGCGUUUUGCUCGGUCAUUCAUUACGAUAAAUAACCCUGUACUAGAACGUUUCAAAUGAAACAAGUUUGUUAAUAUGGGUGAUUAUUAAUGGGACAAUUCAUGGCUAGAACCAUCAAACUAGAAGUAGUAUUUUUAAAAGGAUAAUUGAUUAAAACUGUGGUGCACGUUGAUGUUAUAAACGUAUUGUUCUAUAUGUUGUUAUCCACGUCAGUUCAAGCAAUUUAUGGCGAUUAUGGAGAUUUGUGACCAUAUCGCCCGCAGCUCUACUGUGCAUCUCUAAAGUAUUGGAACAAAACCCUAGACUUAGAACCCCCGUCGAAACCCCGACCUAUCACGCACCCUUUGGCCCUCACCUUUCCAUGUUGACAGAUCUAGAGGGAGGGAUUUGGGACCAGAUGACUUGAGGGAAUCAAAAGACAAACAGAUGGAAAUAGAACUCUACAACUGAACAAAAAAAAGUCCUGUUUCUCCACCCUUUUCCAUGAGUGGCACUGUCCCUGACAUGGAUUUAAAAGCAUGGGAUUGUUACAAGCAUUGGCUGGAGAGAGCUUCCACCAUUGUCAAAUCCAUAUCGAGAAUAGGAGAAUCUCAAUUCCUCGCGUCGGCUUCUCAAAACCCAUUGGAUGAGAAGGUCAGAGGUCCCCUCCGCUCUGACUUUCUUAUCCAAUGAGUUUUUGAGAAGGAGGCGUGGAGAGAGGACGCGAGGAAUCAAAGGCAAUUGAGAUUCUCCCAAAGUGUGCAAAUUUGCACACUUGUGGAGAAUCGGGACACCCGCCCAUGAAGUAGAAUUCGAUACAACUGACUUCCUCUCACUGGACCAUUGGACAAAGUAUUGGAUCAGGUGUGUUCUGAUUCCAAGUUCUGAAAGGCUCGUCUACAAACAUUCUAAAUGACUCACCGUGGGUAGAAUUCCACGGUGGUGCUUCCUGUAUAUAUAUUACUGGGAAAGGUAUUGCACUUUGUCUGUUUCAAACAUCUAUUAUUAUACUCUGCUCACAUUCUUGCCUCGGGGGGGGUUUUGUAUUAACGGUUGACAGUUAAAUCAAAUUGUAUUGGUCACAUACAGUUUAGCAGCAGGUAUAAAAGAUGCAGGGAUAUGUGAAUGUGCUCCCUCAACAAUACAGUACAUAUCAACAAUAAGAGUCCAGUCAAUAACACGUAGUAGAAGAGGUAGUAGAGGUAGUAUGGGUAGUAGUAGAAGAGGUAGUAUGGGUAGUAGAGGUAGUAUGGGUAGUAGUAGAAGAGGUAGUAUGGGU